CGUGAUAGAGCUGCCAUUGUAGCCAAGUACGAUAAGGGACGAGAAGAAGGUGCAGAAAUUGAUCCAUGGGAAGAUGCCGAUUUCUUUGUUUAUAAAGUCACCGAUCGUUAUGGUUUUUUACACAAGGAGCCCCUACCCAAACGUACGGAGUUAGAAGCGAAAGCAUUGCUAAUCGAACGGUCAAGAGAAAUUAAAUGGUUAAAAAUGUUAAAAAAUUGGGAUAAAUCGCUUCUUUCUGAUAAGUUGCGUAACCGAGUUUAUAAGGGUAUACCGAAUUCUCUACGUAGUCAGGCAUGGAGUCAAAUUCUACGCUUAGAUAAAAUCAAAUUAAAUAAAGAAGGCUUCUAUGAUCAAGCUAAACUAUUGGCUAGACGUACUUCUCCCGAUAUAAGGCAGAUUGAUUUGGACGUUAACCGAACAUAUCGUAAUCACAUCAUGUUUCGUGAUCGUUAUGGUAUAAAGCAACAGGCUCUAUUUCAUGUACUUGCCACAUAUUCGAUGUAUAACACGGAAGUUGGUUAUUGUCAAGGAAUGAGUGGUAUUGCAGCUCUGUUGCUGAUGUACUUUAAUGAAGAGGAUGCUUUCUGGGCUUUAUCUUGUCUCCUUUCUGAUAGAAUGCAUGGAAUGCACGGGUUAUUCAAGCCUGGAUUUCCAAAAUUACUCAGACUUCAAGAGCAUCAUGAAAAAAUUUGUAAAAAACUUUUAACAAAACUUCACAAGCAUCUUAAAAAAAUUGAAGUCGACGCUAGAAUAUAUUCAAUGAAAUGGUUUUUACAAUGCUUCCUUGAUAGGUUGCCUUUUUCGUUAACUCUGAGAGUUUGGGAUGCUUUUAUAUUUGAUGGCGAUAGAGUUCCUAUUGCCAUGGCGUUCUUGGUUAUUAAGCUAUACAAGAAACAAUUAUCUAAAAUGAGCUUUGAUGAAGCAAUGUCUCAUUUGCAAACUAUGGAGAAUCAUAACUUCAACGAUGAUGAAAUUAUGGAAAUGUUGCAAGCAACAAUGCUAGAACUUCGGCGAAAUGGCUUAGACCAUCCUGGACCAUCUCAA
This is a messenger RNA of Trichoplax adhaerens, 1044 nucleotides long. RefSeq lists its product as uncharacterized. NCBI's taxonomy places the organism in Eukaryota, Metazoa, Placozoa, Uniplacotomia, Trichoplacea, Trichoplacidae. The annotation marks the transcript as partial. The transcript has 12 exons. The record is from RefSeq and is a predicted model, not a curated record.